GUCGCUGGCAAACCAAUAAUAACAGUAAUUUAAAUUAAGCCAGACGUCAGCUGUUUCAGCUGUUUAUAUAUGUCAUGUAAUUUGUGGUUGAAGGAGAUGCGCUUCCUUCUGUGUUGGAUGUCGUCUUAAUCUCCUCCAGCCACCGGAUGCGCUAAAUAAAGCCAAGGUUGCAAAGUGCGUCACAGUGCGGAGCUGCUGAGAAUACACAAAGCUUACAGUCUCCUCCGAUAGUUUGUUGCUCUCUGUUUGCCCAAGAAACUCGAGCACACGUUUCCAUUGCAGCAUGGUGAAGAUCGCUUUUAACUCGGCGCUGGCGCAGAAGGCGCUGGGCAAAGAGGCACCAGCCGCUGUGAAGGAUCCUGAGCUGGCCACUGUUCCAGCGGGCAACGAGGGGUCCACAGGUCGCUGUCUGCUCACUCUGUUGGGCAUCGCCUUCAUCCUUAGUGGGCUCAUCGUCGGGGGAGCAUGUCUCUAUCGCUAUUUCACGCCAAAAAGGCUGUAUCAUGGUGCCAUGCAGUUCAGUGACGUGUCAACCGGAGCAGGAGGAGAGAGCCAGCCCUACUACCUGCCACAGGUGGAGGAGGAGGUGGAAAUCUCUGACAGCAUGGCCGUCAUCAGUGUCCCCCCUCCCCGCUUCAGACCUGGAGAUCCUGCUUACAUCCUUCAUGAUUUCAACAGGAAGCUGACAGCAUAUCUGGACUUGACUCUGAGGACCUGCUUUGUGAUUCCUCUGAACACCUCAGUGGUGCUCCCCCCUCAGGACCUCAUCGACCUGUUCUCACAGCUGAUGUCUGGCUCUUACCGCAGCUACCUGGUGCACGAGGACCUGGUGGUGACGGAGCGGAUUGAUGAUAUCAAGUCUCUGGGCUACUACAUCCGCCGGCUGUGUGAUGGAAAGGAAACAUAUAGAAUGCAACGUCGUGCCAGCCUGCCAGGUGGAGGCAUCCAGAAGCGCUCGGCAGACGAAUGCUUCAUCAUCCAUCACUUUGAGAACAAGUUUGUGAUGGAGACACAUAUCUGCAAGGCUUGAUGGGAAAACAUGAGCAUAGGUCAGAGGGAGAAUUGGUGGGAGUAGGAGAGACAGAGGGAACAAUUUUCAGCACAAAGUUACUACUGUAUAAAUCUCUAGUUCCAGUUUUUGCCUCCCCUGCAUUAACCCCAGUGAUAAGUGACAUUACGUUGCAACAUAUUAUAGCCUAACCCUCUCCUUUGCUGAACCUUCCCCUGAACCUGUACAGGUCAUAGCUUUCUUGCUCUUGUUAUUCACUAGCUAGUCUUGUACUAUUAACCAGCGUCAGCCUGCUAACUAAGCAUUUAACUAUUUGUUAUGUUGGGUUUUGUUUUGUUGCUGUAAUUUCUUGCUGACUGAUCUCGUAGUUGUUAACGCUAUUACAACGUCCAGUCACCUCUAGAUGAGUAUUAUUAGUCAUUCAACCGGUAGUAUAUGCUGCUGAUAAUGAGAACUCAUUCAUACUGUAUCCUGUUCGUGUGUCAGCCUGCUGUUUUCACUCUCAAAGGUUUGUAGAGCAGCCUUGACAAAAUGUACUGUAUGUUAUAUUGUGGUAGGCUAUAGCACAAUUCACCAUGGAAAUGUAUGGUACAGUACAGCUACAGUACACAUGUAACAAAGUUGUUGUUUUUUUUUAUGAAGAUGCACGAGCCCAGAGCUCUCAGUCGCCACUUCCCCGAGUGCCCUGCUGCUCCCCGAGGCUUCUGCAGCCCUGCUCUGUGAUGAUGUAAUGUAAACCUGAUGGUGAACAGUUCAGCACCUUGCAACCAGUGUCCGUGUUUGUGUAGAAACCUCAUUUGUGGCACUAGACUUGAAAGAUGGCUGUUGAGCUUGAAGCUAAAGGGAAAUGUCACCAGUUUUGUCUCAGAAAAUGCUAGUUUUUCCAUUUUUAUUUAUGACUUUGUACUCCCAUAAGAGACUUGUCUUUACUGAGACGUCUGAGAGCAAUAAGCUCCUGUCAGCGCGGUUUUUUGAAGAAUGCUACAUGUUUCAAAUUGUCACAGGAACAAAUUCUCAGCAUACAUUAGUAUAUUUGCUUUAAAUAUUUGUACUGGAAUUUGAAAGUCCUUACACAAGCUUGGAAGUAUGAAAAAUGGCUUUUUGCCCAAUAUUGUGUAAGUCGUUUUCAGUGUUUUCCCACCUGCACAGAAAGACAAUCAGACAGGAAGUGUGCUUGUAAAAGUGUGUUUUUGUCUCAGCUUUUUAUCUGAAUACUAGACGAUUAGAUGUACUGAACUGAACUUCAUUGUUGAAUAAAGUCCUUUACCUACUUA
Molecule: messenger RNA, 2283 nt
Organism: Monopterus albus (swamp eel)
Lineage: Eukaryota; Metazoa; Chordata; Actinopteri; Synbranchiformes; Synbranchidae
Product: integral membrane protein 2A-like
Exons: 6
Coding region: 284-1030 (248 amino acids)
Biological process (GO): negative regulation of amyloid precursor protein biosynthetic process
Cellular component (GO): plasma membrane; extracellular exosome; Golgi apparatus
Molecular function (GO): amyloid-beta binding
Source: RefSeq, a predicted model, not a curated record